AGAAGUUAACGGAAGUAAGCGUUGACCAAUAACAAUUUUCACGUUAGCGUUUUUGUUAGAUUCAUUAACACAAUGGAACUCAAACUAUGACUCAUUUAACUGCACACCAUCACAUAUUUGCCCAAGGUAGUCUUUAAUUUUGCGUUGGAGACAAGACUUGGUUGAUAGAUGUUAGGUAACGCUAGCUAGUAGCUGAUAACAAUGGAUAACGGUAUGGUUUUUCACACUCAAAUAGCCUCCAUUAUGGAGGUGCUAGCGAAUGCAGCCGUGGCAGAGAUCUGUAAACUCGUAGACGACGAUUAUGCAGUGUUUCGUUUGGAAAUGUCCCAAAGCCAGAAAGAAAACAGGGGAUUGCGGAGGAAACUACAAAUACUGGAACUGAAGGUGGCACGGGAGCGCGCAGAGAGGACAACGCGAGAGCGCGUCCUCGCCAGUCGUCCCAGUCGUGUCAAGAUCCUCGACCGAUACAGAGGAAUGGCAAGAGGUGAAGGACAUCUCACUGGAGGCCACAGGAACUUUGUGAAGCCAGCGGGACACUGUACAUGGAGAGAUGACCAACCAAUCACUGUUGAUGAGGGAAGUGGAACCUCAACCCAGCACGUUAUCAUGAUAGAGUCUGCAGAGGCAGCAGGUCCUGCAGUCAAGCUGGAGAGGUCGGAAGGAGAAGAGGACUCAUGGCACAGUAGAAACAUCCAGACUGGAACGGCUGGCGUGCACCCUGUAGCCACAGAAGACCCCACCACCGCCACAGUGCAGCCCAGAACCCAACACAGCAUCACGGAGGUCAGUGGAACGCCGGAGGAGGAGGAGGGUCCAGAGGUGCUGCGGAUGAAGGAGGAGGGGUGUGAGGAGGGUCUGUGGAACCCUGAGGGGAACGUGGUCAUGGAGGACAACCAAACUACACCUCCUCCUGACCCCAGAGAGGAACUAGCUGAGCAGCACAGGACCACAUAACGAGCCCACUGUGAACUACUGUCUGUAUGGUAUUAGGUCAGGACCCAUAUCCACAAAAUGUGUCAGAGUAGGUUUGCAGAUCUAGGAGCAGUUUUGCCUUUUCUAUUUGGAAGGAUCCUAGAUUAUCACUUGUACUCUGAGACUAGGUGCCCAGGUCUUGAUUAUUUUUGUUUUUAGUGUGGGACGAUGCCUUUGAAUUAUUCAUUGAUUUUAUUACUUGACACUCUUAAAGUUACAUGCUAGCUGUACCUGAAGACUUCCAGUCUUUGCGCUAAGCUGGUUUGCGAAAUUGCCUCUAACUUCUUGCAUACUGGAUGCAGAGACGUAAAAAUGUUAUCCACAGGUUAAUCUGACUGAAGAAGUAGAUAAUUGCCAAAAUCACAAACUAUCCCUUUAAAGACUGUCAAGUAAUCAAAUCAACUAACACGUUUGCAUAGUAUUAAUUGCAAUCCCUCAUUGUCCAAUCAGAAGAUGCUCCACAGCAAGGUGCUCAUUUCAGAUUUAUUGAUCUAACAUCCUCUCACACUGUAUCUCUUACAGCCAGUAGACAUGGAGGAUGGGAAGCCUGAUCUUCUGCUAGUCAAAGAGGAGACAAUAGAAGACGGACCAGUGAGCAUUGAUCUGCUGAGUGGACUAAAGAUGGGGGAGCAAGAUGGUUGGCUGGAAGCUAACAGAGGAGACUGGGAGGCCAUCUUGGAUUCCCAGACAGGAGUAGCCAAUGGCCCAGGGGUCAACAUAACCGAGCAGGCCAGGACCAGAGGCGACAUAGUGGAGUCCAUGAAGACCUGCUGAUAUCCCGUGUUGCUUGCGGGAGAGACUGACUUCUGAAGCUGCUGAUCACAAAUCCUGGUCCCGGAUUGGACCCUGGGUCAGGAGCCGUUUCUCUUCCUUCCCAAGUCGGAACCAGGGCCCAAUCGUGAGGGACAGAGACUCCACAACAACCACUACACAGAACACAACCAGUGGACAGGUGGAGUGAACAACCUCAGUCCUGGUGGUCAUCAGAGAGACAGAGGCUCCAGUCAGGGAUCCAGUCUGCAGCCCAGACCCUUCUCUUCACAGUCUCAGUGCAGGGAUGGAGCAGGGCCUGGAGCUGAUAGAGAUAGACACUCCUGUUCUUAUGAUACAAACACCACAGUAUCCAUGAUGAACAGAGCAGGUCACCCUGGGCUUCAGCCUUCACAGAGAGUAGUGGGAGACCCCCCUGGUGGGAGUCUAAUAGGAAGUCUGUCUUCUCCUUCAGGAUCCCGCCUAAUGCCUGGUGACUGGGUUCAUAGAAAGCCUGGAUCUGGGUCUAGCCUUCCUCAGUUACCUCAUGGUUACCCCACAAAUACAGACAGGGUCAGGAUGGGCAUUCAUCACAAGAGGUACCUAGCCUAUAACACAGCACACAAUCCCAACAACACCUAAACAAUGACUAUAGGUCAAGGAGGGAGCUCAAAACUAACCACCUGUGGGCGGUAGCUCCUGCUUCUACCUCUGGUGCCACUGGGUCAGAGCUUGUGAGGCCGAGCAUUAGAACGGACGCCGACAAGCCGUACGCCUACCCCACCUGUGAGAAGCGCUUCGCUCAUGCGAACUAUGUGAAGAGGCACCAGGCCGUUCACACCAAGGAGAGGCCAUUCAAGUGCAAAUUAUGUUACAAGAGAUUCUCCUUCCUGACUAACCUGAUCAGACUAGGAGUGUCCACAACGGGGAGAAAUCGUAGCAGUGUGGCAUGUUAAGUGUCUUGGGGUAAGAGGGUAAUUAACCACAUACCUCUCAUUAACCCUUUGUUAACUUGCUAUUUGAAAUUGGAUUGUGAAUACCUAUUUUUAUGAGAGUUGCUAACACACUUUUCUUUCUAAACGAGUGUGCUCUCAGCUUUAAAGACAGUGAUAACACAUAAUUUGAUGUGUAAUGUUAUAUGCAGUAUCUUAUUUCAAAGAACAGCGCAAGUACGUUUUUCAAUGAAAAGUGACCAAGAACAAUUUCCACAUUAGCGUUGUUAUUUAUGAACACCCUGGAACUCAAAAUAUGACUAAUUUAACUGCACAGCAUCAUAUAUUUACCCCAGUUAGCGUUUAAUGCGUUCCAGUAACUCAGAGCUCACCAGGUCAUCCACCUCUCCUGCAUAUUUUUUGUUCCGGCACCUCCCGAUUUACAAAGAAAUCACUGAUUACAUGAUUAAAUAACCAUAGUUAUUCUAUAACAUUGCCUAAUUUUUUGCAUCUUGUUUUCGUUAUAUUGUAAGGCCUAAAUUAAAUGUACAAAACAUGUUUGUAUGUAAUAAUUCUUGAAAACACUUAUGGCCAUUUAAAAAUAAAAAUAAACUCCAAUGGCUCCAUAUUGUUAGGUACAUGAAUCACAGUAUUAGAGGUGGGCUUGACUGUGAUUAACAUUUUAUAAUAUUACGUAAUGUUUCUCUGUGUACAGCAAAUAGUUUUUUCAGGUAGCCUAGCGGUUAAGAGAGUUGGGCCAGUAACCGAAAGGUCGCUGGUUUGAAUACCCGAGCUGACUCGGUGGGGAAAACCUGUUGAUGUGCCCAUGAGCAAGACACUUAACCCUAGUCGCUUCUGUAAGUCUUUCUGUAUCAGAGCGUCUGCUAAAUUACUAAAGCGCAAAUGUAAUAAACCUUUAUACUUUUCUGCACGAUCUUUGUUUGCAGUCUGCAGUCC
This is a messenger RNA of Oncorhynchus masou masou (cherry salmon), 3611 nucleotides long. RefSeq names its product zinc finger protein 589-like. Gene Ontology annotation, biological process: regulation of transcription by RNA polymerase II. The transcript is spliced from 6 exons. Gene Ontology annotation, molecular function: DNA-binding transcription repressor activity, RNA polymerase II-specific; RNA polymerase II cis-regulatory region sequence-specific DNA binding. Bases 202 to 954 code for a protein of 250 amino acids. NCBI's taxonomy places the organism in Eukaryota, Metazoa, Chordata, Actinopteri, Salmoniformes, Salmonidae. Gene Ontology annotation, cellular component: nucleoplasm. The record is from RefSeq and is a predicted model, not a curated record.